Messenger RNA from Fusarium venenatum, 1449 nucleotides. RefSeq names its product tubulin-tyrosine ligase family-domain-containing protein. The record is from RefSeq and is a predicted model, not a curated record. Gene Ontology annotation, biological process: protein modification process. Gene Ontology annotation, cellular component: P-body. Lineage: Eukaryota; Fungi; Ascomycota; Sordariomycetes; Hypocreales; Nectriaceae.
AUGCACGUGUACGUUCAUAGUGCCAACCCCUGGCUCGACCAGCACAUUGAGACAUGCAUCAAACGGCACGUGAAAGAUGCUACAUGCUACGAAGACUAUUCCAAGAUCCCUGAAGAUGCCGACACAGUAUUCCAGUUUCUCAACGGCUGGGAGCUCAACCACCACUUUGCUGUGCUGAAUAGGUCCAAGCACGGCCUGCUCAACGCGUACCCCAACAGCGAUGCGCUCGCAAGAAAGGACCACAUGGCUAGUGUUGUUGACUACUGGGUUACCAAGAGGCCGGAUAGUAUUUUGAAGGGACACAGUCCCGCUACUGUCAAGUUGUCGCUAGACUAUAGCGAGUAUGUGGAAGAUGCGUUGGCGGCGGCUGAUGACUUGACUUUACUUUACUCUUUGGAAGAUAACGAAGCAAAGGAUGCUUCAGAACGAGAUUGGUGGAUCCUUAAGCCUGCAAUGAUUGACUGCGGUCAUGGAAUUCGGAUAUUCAGUACAAUCGAUGAGCUGGCCGACAAUCUUGAACUGGCUGCCGAUAUCUCGGAGGAAGACGAGGACACAGAAGAAGAAGUCGAGGUCGAAGUUGAAGUCGUCAAAUCCAAAGAUGAAAGCGACUCGGACUCGGAUGGUUUUCGACCCAGCCUCUCAACUCCAGGUCUUGACUCGUUGGAUGCUCUGAUUACCACAAGUGGAAAACUCUCCAUCAAUGCUUUAGAGAAAAACACCAUGAGCGACGCAGAAAAGAUACAAAAUCUUGUUAUUGGCGAGAACGAGAGAAUCCCAUCGGCUCUCUUGAGAGAGUUUGUCGCUCAGCAGUACAUUGUUUCCAUUCCUCCAGUGGAUGGUAGGAAAUGGCAUGUCCGCGCAUACGUUCUUUCUGUUGGCCGACUCAAAGUACAUGUCUUUGACGAAAUGCUCACCCUGCUAGCCCUCGACGACUAUGAGCCGCCAUGGAAGAACCCUAGCCUCAAAUCCUCUCUUACCAACACUGCACUGCAAGAGGAAGAAGAGUUUAUGAGCAAAGAGUCGAUGCGAGAUUUCUGGAAGAUGGAUGACGAUCUACUUCCUGGCGAUUGGAAGAAGAGUGUCUUCGACCAAGCAUGUCAGAUUUCGGGAGAACUCCUACGCGCAGCUGCUCAUACCAUGGCGGACAAGUUCACACCCUUAGAUAAGUGCUAUGAGCUCUUUGCCGUUGACUAUCUCAUCGACACAAAGGGAACGGUUUGGUUGUUGGAGGUCAAUGAAACACCAGCGUUUUAUGAACAGGGUUACGCUGGGGAGUUGGCACAAAGACUAAUGGAGUCGGUGAUUUGUGUCACACUGGAGCAUAUGGGGCUGGCUGACUUGAGUGAUGAGAAGAAUUCGAAGGCUAGAGGGCGCAUGGUGGAGGUUUUAGAUGCAAGCAAGGAGUUGGCCAAGAGCAACAUUACUGAGAUUUUGCCAGGGGCGAUUUGA